GUCUCCAAUAAUGCGACCUUUGGUGGAUUGUUUCGACGCUCGAUGAUAUUCUUGAGUUUGUGGGUGUUUCAUUGUGGCCAUUCUUUCAUUGACCAUGCCCCGGCCCUGUCGCGUCGAGGCGUGCCGCCGCUACAGCAAGAUCGACGGACGUUGUCUUUACCACAUGCGAGAUGUCGACGCGGCUAGAGUGGCCGCCAAGGAGCUGGCUUCGGCUAGCGCAACAGACACGGCAAUGCCAACGACAAACCCAGCCAGUAACUCGAACAACACCGUCCACACCGCCAGUCCCGCCGUGGCCAUUCGGCCGUCGGUGCUAUUGCCAGCUGGGGCAACACCUAGUGGGCCAAUUAAAGCCAGCUACGAAUCCACACGGAACACAACCAGCAGCUCAACACCUGGACCAUAUCCCCAGCAGCAGCACCGUCGAUGGGUCGCCAUUUCCAAAGUCCGCUACCACCACACAGGCUGGAUCAAGUGUUUGGUGCCACACUGCCAUUCCGAAGCCAAACGGUACGAUUUGCUCGGCUACAUCAUACUACGAUAUGUCCUUUAACGAUCCCUUUGUUUACAGACACUUUGCCUUUUGCACGGCGCACGAAAACUCGGUCGUGUGCAUCCACGAACGAACAAAACAGUACUUAUCGACACCCCACCGACUCGCGGCAAGGGACGCCGUACCAGUGGACCGCGUCACGUCGAUGCAAGCACCAGAGCACCACGAACCACCCAAAGACCACAUACUACCCCCCCCCAUGGCAAUGUAUGGAACCGACAUGAGCAACCAUGACAACAAAGCCAUGGCGAUGCCACGACAAAAUUCCACCCGACUCAACCCAAUAGAACUCUAACACCCCCCAUUAAUGUUAUUUACCAAACGAUCCAAU
Molecule: messenger RNA, 884 nt
Organism: Aphanomyces astaci
Lineage: Eukaryota; Oomycota; Saprolegniomycetes; Saprolegniales; Verrucalvaceae
Exons: 1
Coding region: 171-848 (225 amino acids)
Source: RefSeq, a predicted model, not a curated record